AUGGCGGAGGCGUGCAAAAGAACGCGCGACGACGAAGAUGGACUCGGGAGUGGCGCGUGCGCGUUCGCGUACGCGCGCGCGAAGGCGACGACGGGGUGCGUGUUCGUGGACGACGGCGGCGCGGGAUCGAAGACGCUGUACGAGGCGCUGCGACCGAGCGCCACGGCGAGAUUAGCGGAGACGCUGUCGGCGUCGAGCGCGGGCGUGGACGCGGACGCGAAGGCGCGAGAUGAACUGCAGGCGGGAUUGCACUGGGAGUUUUUGCGCGCGCAUCCCGAGACGCGGCCGUUGUUGGGGAUCACGGGCGCGGACGCGAGGAAAGGAUUACCGGGAAACGGCGACGACGACGAGGCGCCGGAGACGGCGUCUAUGUGUGGCGUCGUCGCCGCGGUCGUGGCGAGUAAGAUAUUGAGUUAUUUGGACGCGAGUGAAGCCGUCGCAGUGGCGCGCGAGUGCGAUCAGUGGACGCACGUGGAGGCGUUGGCGUUGUACAAGCCCGAUCGCCCGGACUCGGCGCCCGUGCCAAACGCGUCCGAAUACGAGGUUCUUCCGAGCGGGGACGAUAUGGAUGCCGACGACGCGCAAGACGGUGAUGAAGAUCGCGAGGGUUUCGAUACGCACGCGAGACUUUUCGGCUACGACGCGUUGGCUAAGCUGAGAGAGAUGUACGUCCUUGUGUGCGGCACGGAUUCGCUCGCCAACGACGCGUGCGUCUGCGCGCUUGCCGCCGUCGGCGUCGGUAACGUCGACGUAUACGGGGCGAGUGGAUCAAAAGUAUUUGUUCGGCACGAUUGCGAAGUGGACGAUUUGUGCGAUUUAGACGAUUUAGAAACGUACAAAUACCACGUCGUGGUUCGCACGAGCGCGUGCGCCACCGCCGACGAAGUCGUCGCCAUCGCGAGAGAGGCAAAAUCGCCGGUGAUUGAAAUUACGAGUACGAGCGUGGGGUCGUGUGUUGUGGAUGUUAGUUUAGGCACGGACUCGUCCUUCACGCGUGCGUCGUUCUCGGGAUGGAUGGAUGCGCCGACGGCAUGCGUCGCCGCACACAUCGCCGCGAUGGAAGUAGUGCGGAUAGCGCAAGACCGAAGACGCGCGACGACGAUAGUGUUCGACGGGAAAGGGAUAUUUACCAAGGCAAGGAUGUAA
This is a messenger RNA of Ostreococcus lucimarinus CCE9901, 1146 nucleotides long. RefSeq lists its product with no specific name. Bases 1 to 1146 code for a protein of 381 amino acids. NCBI's taxonomy places the organism in Eukaryota, Viridiplantae, Chlorophyta, Mamiellophyceae, Mamiellales, Bathycoccaceae. The record is from RefSeq and is a predicted model, not a curated record. The transcript has a single exon. Gene Ontology annotation, molecular function: ubiquitin-like modifier activating enzyme activity.